GGCUAUCUAUGGGAACAGCCCCCUGACCUUCCAGCAAAGUUAUGAUAAGCAGGCCCCAUGUCUGGAGACCCACAGACGAGCCCGGGUGGUUCUGACAGAAAUGAGUUAAGCAAUGUUGUCCCUGGGGCCCACAGCCCAGCUCCGGAUGUGAGCCUCUGGCAGACACUGGCCUCCAUAGCCACAGUCAUGGCCAACAGGACCAACGCCUCUGUCCCGUACACCAGCUAUGAAUAUUACCUGGAUUACUUGGAUCUCAUUCCUGUGGACGAGAAGAAGCUGAAAGCCAACAAGCAUUCCAUUGUCAUUGCCUUUUGGGUGAGCCUGGUGACUUUCGUGGUGCUCCUCUUCCUAAUUCUGCUCUACAUGUCCUGGUCAGGCUCCCCGCAGAUGAGACACAGUCCCCAGCCCCACCAAAUAUGCCCGUGGAAUCACAGCCUCCACCUCCCCUUCUGCCUCCGGAGGGCCUCCCCGCAGACAACAGAGGAACCAGGAAGCAGAACUAGCUCUGAUCAAUGGUUACAGCAGGAGAGUCCCUCUGCCUCACCCCCUGCAGCUCUGGCUCUCCCCUGGGACCCCCAGAGCAUCAGCUGACCUCAGGAACGAACACAGCAGUGUAAUGAUGAGCAACCUGGAGACAAAACUUCUCAACUGUAGAGCUGACGCCAGGGAGCCAGUCACAGUGAACUGGUAACUCAAACCAACAUGGACAGCUCCGUCUUUUUAAGGCCAUUUACAAUGCAGCAAGAAACGGACUAGGUCAAAACAAGUCAAAAAGAAGACAUCACACACACGUUAAUAUCCUAGCUAAGACGGAGACGCUGCCCCAGACAUAGUUAUGCUGUUGUUGAAUAUGCUUAAUCUGCUUGCUGCUGACAUUUGCUUCGGGAUGAAUAGGAAAAUAAAACAUGAGUAUUACCCUUUGCUUUGCCUCUGUCAUUCCUUCUGCCUGAGCACACGUGGUACAUGUGAGGAUGCUGGGAAGUCUGCAGACCUCCCGCGUGCCCUCCCAGGCCAGCUCUGCUGGGUCACACUUUCCCUUCCCGACAGUCUUUCGAGACAGAGCCCACAGAGCUUGUGAGAAGCAG
Chionomys nivalis (European snow vole) is the source of this 1085-nucleotide messenger RNA. It is a transcript of the gene Mrap, whose product is annotated as melanocortin 2 receptor accessory protein. Gene Ontology annotation, cellular component: plasma membrane; endoplasmic reticulum. Gene Ontology annotation, molecular function: type 4 melanocortin receptor binding; type 1 melanocortin receptor binding; corticotropin hormone receptor binding. Lineage: Eukaryota; Metazoa; Chordata; Mammalia; Rodentia; Cricetidae. The coding region runs from base 58 to 591 and encodes 177 amino acids. Gene Ontology annotation, biological process: protein localization to plasma membrane; regulation of adenylate cyclase-activating G protein-coupled receptor signaling pathway. The transcript is spliced from 3 exons. The record is from RefSeq and is a predicted model, not a curated record.